Messenger RNA from Pistacia vera, 836 nucleotides. RefSeq lists its product as uncharacterized. The coding region runs from base 164 to 583 and encodes 139 amino acids. The transcript is spliced from 3 exons. The record is from RefSeq and is a predicted model, not a curated record. Lineage: Eukaryota; Viridiplantae; Streptophyta; Magnoliopsida; Sapindales; Anacardiaceae.
AUCAAUAAUUGAAUUUUAUAUCCAUUUCAACUCAUAGAACUUGUAACCAAUUUAUUAUACUACUGCUAUAGUGCUAUCUAAUAACACAACCACCACUCUUAACAACAAACAAAUUUCUUCUUCUUCUUGUUAUUCUUCUGGUUGUUGUUGUUGUUGUUGUAGAAUGAGAUCAAUGGCUAUUACAGGCUAUUCUUCAACAUAUAUUCUUGUUCAAAGUCCUGGUUCUGUUUUAAGGCCUGCAAGAAAGACUUUUAUGCUUAAACAAAGUCAAGUUCCAAUCUUGAAAACACCUGCACUUAAGAUCAGAUCAUCCUUCAAAACCAAGGUAUUUGAGGACAAGUUAGAAGGUAUAAUCUGCUAUAGAGAUGAGAAUGGUGAGAUGGUUUGUGAAGGAUAUGAUGAGGGCCCUCGGUUUCCUCGACAGAUUCCAACAACAACAUAUGAUCCAAGGGAUGCUGAGAUAAUGAACAUUCUUCUACAGAGGUGGCUUGAUAUUGUUAACAAUGGUGAAUCAAGCAAAGCUGACAAAGGAGUUGCUGUGAAAGAAGACAUCAAUGGGAAUGGCUUUAAUUCAUUCUACUAAUCAAUGCUUAACUGGACAACAAUUCUUCAAAUGUAUUGAAAUAACAGUGGUGCAGUAUGUAAACAGAUUUCCUCAAGACAUAGGAUGUGAAUAGUGGAGCAUAAAAGCACUGGUUUUAUCUUUGAGGCACUUUCGUCCUUUGUAAUGUUCUCUUUCAAUGCCUUGCUGUAAAUCAAAGAAUUUGCAGACCAUGUAUAGGUAAUUUACUCAACUAUGAACACCAAAAGAUUAAUAAUAAAGUGGCAUUUAGAAA